Molecule: messenger RNA, 1134 nt
Organism: Triticum turgidum subsp. durum (durum wheat)
Lineage: Eukaryota; Viridiplantae; Streptophyta; Magnoliopsida; Poales; Poaceae
Source: the annotation of a GenBank genome assembly
AUGGGGGGAGGGAGCGGCGGCGGCGGGGCGUGGCCGGUGGUGGUGAUGGUGUUCCUCAACGCGAUCGCGGCGGUGAUGGUGUCGCUCGUCAAGGUGGCCAUGAACGGCGGCCUCGACCCGCUGGUGCUCGUCACGCUGCAGCAGCUCACGGCCGCCGUCUUCCUCGGCCCCAUCGCGUACCUCCGGGAGGGCAAGGCGCGGCCGAGGAUGACGCUGGAGAUCUUCGCCUACCUCUUCGCCAGCGCGGCGCUGGGGGCGGCGCUGCGGCAGUACAUGAUCUUCGUGGCGCUGCGCUACACCACGGCCACCUUCGUCACGGCCUUCUCCAACGUGGCCCCCGUGCUCACCUUCCUCCUCGCCGCCGCCACGCGGUCCGAGUCCCUGAAGCUUGGGACCGCCACGGGCGCCGCCAAGCUCGCCGGCACGCUGGUGUCGCUGGCGGGCGCCAUGGUGCUCACCUUCUACCGCGGCGUGCCCCUCACCCACGCCCACCACCAUAGCGCCGGCCAGCCGCACUACGGGUCCGCGCCGUCGCCGGCGGGCGCGGGCGACCCCGGCGCCGGCAGGAGGUGGACGCUGGGCACGGUGGCGAUCCUGGGCAACUGCGUGUGCCUCUCCUGCUGGUUCCUGCUGCACGGCCGGCUGGCGAGGAAGUACCCCUACGUCUACUCCUGCAACGCCUUCAUGUCCACCUUCAGCUUCCUCCAGGUCGCCGCCGUGGGGCUCUGCGCCCACCGCAGCCUCGGCCUCGCCGCCUGGCUCGUCACCUCCAAGUUCCAGAUCCUCACCAUCCUCUACGCCGGGGUGGUGGGGUGCGGGGUGUCGUUCGUGCUGCUGACGUGGUGCAUCGAGAAGCGGGGGCCGGUGUUCGUCGCCGCCUUCGUCCCGGUGGUGCAGAUCAUCGUCUCCGUCAUGGACUUCACCGUGCUGCACGAGACGCUCUACCUCGGAAGUGUGCUGGGAUCGGUGUUGGUGAUAGGUGGGUUGUACCUGCUGCUGUGGGGCAAGCGGCAGGAGGCCCUCCAGCAGCCUCCAAAAGUCGCAGAGGAUGACACGGAGCAGCAACAACAACAACAACAGCAACACCACCACCAACAACAACAACAACAGGUGCAGGUGCAGAUGCAACCCUGA